Messenger RNA from Neltuma alba, 1434 nucleotides. RefSeq names its product tryptophan aminotransferase-related protein 4-like. The record is from RefSeq and is a predicted model, not a curated record. The coding region runs from base 1 to 1434 and encodes 477 amino acids. Gene Ontology annotation, biological process: amino acid metabolic process. Gene Ontology annotation, molecular function: carbon-sulfur lyase activity; transaminase activity. The transcript is spliced from 5 exons. NCBI's taxonomy places the organism in Eukaryota, Viridiplantae, Streptophyta, Magnoliopsida, Fabales, Fabaceae.
AUGCAAAUUUGCAGCUCCAAGAACAUAUUGUGCUGUUUAAUCACUUGUUCACUAAUUCUAAAUCUCUUGCUGUUAGUUAAUGUGUCCCUGAGAAGCAGAUCAUGGGAGAACAGUUGGACGAGAGAUGCAAUGGAGGAAGCCGAAGCAGUAGCGUCGAUCCAUUGUUCGGGCAAUGGAAGGGCUUUCUUGGAUGGUGUUAUUAGUGCUGAUCAUGGCAGGCCUGUUUGUGAAUGCAAUGCAUGCUAUGGUGGAUCUGACUGCACUCAACUCUUGCCUGAUUGCCAAGUUGAUGCAGAUAGUGGGGACCCAACAUUUUUGGAGCCAUUUUGGGUGAAGAAUGCAGGUAGCAGUGCAGUAGUGAUAUCAGGAUGGCAUCGGAUGAGCUAUGAAUUCAGUGAUGGCUCUCUGAUCUCAGAAGAGUUGAAGAAACACAUAGAAACAGUUCAUGCCAUAACUGGGAAUGCCAUAACACAGGGAAAGCACAUCAUAUUUGGUCCUGGAGCUACAUUUCUUCUUCACGCGGCAGUACAUUCACUUUCCCAUCAACAUUCUGCCUCAGCCUCACUUUCAAAUGUUGUCGCCUCCAUCCCAUAUUAUCCAGUUUAUAAGGAGCAGACUGAGUUUUUCAAAGCAGAGGAUUAUAAAUUCAGUGGGGAUAGUGCAAAGUGGAAGGAAGAUAAUGAUUAUUUGAAAACAUCAUCGAACAUAAUUGAAUUAGUGACUUCCCCAAACAACCCAGAUGGGAGAUUGAGGAAGGCUGUUCUUGAAGGGCCUUCAGUGAAGAAAGUUCAUGAUCUUGCCUAUUAUUGGCCUCACUUCACACCUAUACCAGAACCUGCAGAUGAGGAUCUUAUGAUCUUUACUUUGUCUAAGCUCACUGGCCAUGCUGGAAGCAGAUUUGGGUGGGCAAUAGUGAAGGAUGAGGCUGUUUACAGAAAAAUGUUGACAUACAUUGAGUUGACUGCCUUUGGAGUAUCAAGAGAGACUCAAUUAAGAGUCCUAAAGCUUUUAAAAGUGCUUCUUCAUAAUGGAAAUGGAAAGGAAAUGAGUGAGUUUGGACACAACAUCAUGAGAAGCAGAUGGAUGAAACUCAGCCAAACAAUGUCUCAAUCAACACGAUUUUCCAUUCAGCAACUUGAACCUCAAUAUUGUUCAUUUUUCCACCAACUCAGGACUCCAUAUCCAGCUUUUGCGUGGGUGAAAUGUGAAAGGGAAGAAGAUAGAGACUGCUAUCAAGUUCUUAAGAAUCUCAACAUUACUGGACGCGCCGGCAGCCUGUUUGGCACGGAAAACCGUUAUGUUCGUUUAAGCUUAGUGAAGAGCCAACAUGAUUUCGAUUUAUUAUUGCGACAACUCAACAAAAUAGUUUCUGAGGAACGUGAUGACGUCACAGUCAUGCCUUCAAUCUCUUCGGCUGUUAGAGAAAACACAUGA